Aspergillus terreus NIH2624 is the source of this 6621-nucleotide messenger RNA. Its product is annotated as DNA polymerase epsilon catalytic subunit POL2. Gene Ontology annotation, biological process: nucleotide-excision repair, DNA gap filling; leading strand elongation; DNA replication. Lineage: Eukaryota; Fungi; Ascomycota; Eurotiomycetes; Eurotiales; Aspergillaceae. Gene Ontology annotation, cellular component: epsilon DNA polymerase complex; nucleus. The coding region runs from base 1 to 6621 and encodes 2206 amino acids. The record is from RefSeq and is a predicted model, not a curated record. The transcript is spliced from 3 exons. Gene Ontology annotation, molecular function: DNA binding; zinc ion binding; single-stranded DNA 3'-5' DNA exonuclease activity.
AUGCCUGUGCGAAAGCCAUCCAAGUACGGGAACAAGUUCCGAUCUGGCGCAGCAUCCUUCAAGCCGAAGCGGACAAAGACCAUUGAGUUUUCCUCUCUGAGAUCAACCGAAACGACAUCCCAAGAUGAGAAAUUCGAAGCGAUUCGGCUGGCCAACAGCAUCGACGAAGCCUUGGGAUUCCCUCGCUUCGAAUCGGGCGAAAAGAGGGUUGGUUGGCUGAUCAAUAUGCACAGCACUUCCAUAGAAGACCCCAACGUCCCUGGAGGCCGCGCAGGAGUCGAUUACUACUUUCUGGACGACGAUGGCGGAAGUUUCAAGGCGACUGUCGAAUACGACCCAUACUUCCUCAUUGCCGUAAAGAAAGGCUAUGAAAUGGAGGUUGAGGAAUGGUGCCGCAGGAUGUACGAGGGUCUUAUCAAGAAGAUCUCGCGGGUUGAAAGGGAGGAUCUCAAAAUGCCAAACCAUUUACUGGGGCACCGACGAACUUUUCUCCAACUCAAUUUUGCGAACGUGGGCCACCUACUGGAAGUCCGGAAGUCGCUACUUCCUCUGGCAGAGAAGAACAAGAAGAACUCACGAUCUAAUGGGAACAUGCAAGCGAGUGAUUUUAUAAUCGAUAUUCGAGAAUACGACGUGCCUUAUCAUGUUAGAGUUGCGAUUGACAAAGACAUUCGCAUAGGAAAAUGGUACACAGUGGAGGCAAAACAUGGCGUUAUUUCAUUGACGUGCCUAGAAGAACGAGUCCAGCGACCUGAUCCCGUCGUCCUUGCAUUUGAUAUUGAGACGACCAAACUCCCGCUAAAAUUCCCGGACUCCGUGAUUGAUCAAAUUAUGAUGAUUUCGUAUAUGAUCGAUGGGCAAGGAUUUUUGAUCACAAACCGAGAGAUCGUAUCCGAAGACAUCAACGAUUUCGAAUACACGCCAAAGCCCGAAUACAGCGGACCGUUUAUGAUUUUCAACGAGCCCGAUGAAAGGAGUGUUAUCGAACGGUUUUUCCAACACAUCAAGGAAGCAAAGCCGACUGUCAUUGCCACAUACAACGGUGACUUCUUCGAUUGGCCGUUUGUCGAAGCUAGGGCAAGUGUCCUGGGAAUUGACAUGUACACCGAGAUCGGCUUUCGAAAGAAUAGCGAGGAUAUCUACCAGAGCGAUCACUGCGUGCACAUGGACUGUUUUGCCUGGGUCAACCGAGACAGUUACCUUCCGCAAGGAAGUCGUGGUUUGAAGGCUGUCACAGUAGCCAAACUUGGGUACGAUCCUGACGAACUCGAUCCCGAAUUAAUGACGCCGUAUGCAAGUGAACGCCCCCAGACAUUGGCCGAGUAUUCCGUUUCCGAUGCCGUUGCCACGUACUAUCUAUACAUGAAAUACGUGCAUCCUUUCAUUUUCUCCCUCUGUACAAUUGUGCCCUUGAACCCGGACGACACCUUACGGAAGGGAACUGGUACGCUUUGUGAGAUGCUUCUCAUGGUGCAAGCCUACAAGGGUGAAAUCAUUUUGCCGAACAAGCACAAGGAUCCUCCGGAGGCCUUCUACGAAGGCCAUCUGCUGGAGUCGGAGACCUAUGUCGGUGGUCACGUCGAAAGUAUCGAGGCUGGUGUUUUUCGAAGCGACAUUCCCGUCACUUUCAAGAUUGAUCCCACCGCUAUAGACGAACUUCUCCGAGACCUGGAUGCUGCAUUGACAUUCAGUAUCACGGUUGAAGAGAAAAAGUCUAUGGACGAUGUUGUCAACUACGAUGAGGUCAAAGCACAGAUCGCAAAACUUCUGAUCGACUUGCGAGAUAAUCCGAACAGAGAUGAAAACCCUUUCAUUUACCAUUUGGACGUCGCUUCGAUGUAUCCGAACAUUAUGGUCACCAACCGUUUACAGCCAGAUUCGAUGAUUGAGGAGUCAAACUGUGCGGCCUGUGACUUCAACCGGCCCGGGAAGAACUGUGAUCGACGAAUGCCGUGGGCCUGGAGAGGUGAAUUCCUUCCUGCUAAGCGUGAUGAGUAUAACAUGAUCCGACAAGCUGUGGCGAAUGAACGAUUUCCCGGGAAAACAAAAAACAGCCCGAUGCGCUCCUUUAGCGACAUGAGCAUUGAAGAACAGGCUGGUAUUAUCAAGAAACGCCUGCAGGAUUACAGCAAGAAGAUCUAUCACAAAAUUCACGACAGCAAAACCAUAGUGCGUGAAGCCAUCAUUUGCCAGCGUGAGAACCCAUUCUAUGUCAACACAGUGAGAAGCUUCCGAGACCGACGUUAUGAUUUCAAGGGCCAGCAAAAAGUCUGGAAAGGCAAGACUGAGUCGCUCAAGGCCUCGGGCGCCUCCGCCGCGGAGAUUGAGGAGGCGAAGAAGAUGAUCAUUCUGUUCGACUCUUUGCAGCUUGCCCACAAGGUCAUUCUGAACAGUUUCUACGGUUAUGUCAUGAGAAAGGGUUCCCGAUGGUACUCCCUGGAGAUGGCUGGCGUGACUUGUCUUACAGGUGCCCGGAUCAUCCAGAUGGCUCGUGAACUCGUUGAACGGAUAGGACGGCCGCUGGAGCUCGACACUGAUGGUAUUUGGUGUAUGCUUCCUGGAACUUUCCCAGAGAACUUUUCCUUCACCUUGAAAAACGGAAAGAAACUCGGCAUUUCGUAUCCUUGUGUCAUGUUGAACCACCUUGUCCAUGGAAGUUACACCAACCACCAGUAUCAGACCCUUGUCGACCCUCAAACCUUCAGAUAUCAGACGGACAGCGAAAACUCUAUCUUCUUCGAAGUUGACGGACCGUACAAAGCGAUGAUUCUGCCCACGUCAAAGGAAGAGGACAAAAACUUGAAGAAACGUUACGCUGUCUUCAACCAUGAUGGAUCUUUGGCAGAGCUGAAAGGAUUCGAGGUCAAGCGCCGAGGUGAACUGAAACUGAUCAAAAUCUUCCAAACCCAGAUCUUCAAGUUCUUCUUGGAAGGAAAGACACUCGCAGAAACCUAUGCUGCAGUAGCUAGAGUUGCAGACCGCUGGCUGGACGUCCUCUAUGAGCAUGGAUCUACCCUGGCUGACGAGGAGCUCAUUGAGCUUAUCUCAGAGAACCGGAGUAUGACGAAGACUCUCGAGGAAUACGGAAAUCAAAAAUCCACAUCCAUUACUACAGCACGUCGCUUGGCAGAGUUUUUGGGAGAGCAGAUGGUCAAAGACAAAGGCUUGAACUGCAAGUACAUUAUAUCUGCAAGACCCAGAAACACUCCCGUCACGGAGCGAGCUAUUCCCGUCGCCAUUUUUUCGGCAGAAGAAAACGUCAAACGUUUCUUCCUGCGCAAGUGGCUCAAGGACGACCCUGGUGAUAUGGAUCCUCGAACUGUGAUUGACUGGGACUAUUACAUGGAGCGAUUGGGAUCUGUGGUGCAGAAACUUAUCACGAUCCCGGCAGCCCUUCAGAAGAUCAGAAACCCCGUUCCUAGAGUCGCUCACCCAGAUUGGUUGCAACGACGCAUCAACAUGAAGGAUGACAGAUUCAAGCAGAUCAAGAUGACCGACGUGUUCACGAAAGCUGACAAGAACCCUCUGUCCGACAUAUCAACGAACAUUCUCGACCACCGGGUUCAGCACCCAGGUGAUCUGGACGAGGCACUUGCGAACUCGACAGCACCUGAGAAGCUGAAGCCAUCACCCAAUAGCAAAGCGUCACAGAAAAGAAAACUCCCCGAGGGCCACACAAAGACAUCGCUGGAUCCUUUCGCUAGCCUUCCAUCGAAGAUGCCGUCAAUGGCCGAGGACUACGUGGGAUUUUUGAAGUAUCAGAAGCAAAAAUGGAAGAUUCAGAAGCAAGCACGUACCCGCCGUCGACAGCUCUUUGGAGAACGGGCCAACGCUUCUGGCGAUUCGCUGAGCCACCUCUUCCGAAACCAAGCGGAACUGCUGUACAUUAGCACUUGGCAGGUCUUGCAGCUCGCCGAAACCUCCAGGCCAGGUGUUGUCCGAGCCUUUGUCUUGAUUGAUCGCAAAGUUCAUACUCUUACUGUGAGAGUGCCGCGGCAAAUCUAUGUCAACCUUAAACAGGAUUCUCUUCCUGAUGUCGACAUUCCGGACUGUGAGGUCGAAAAGGUCAAUCAUACUCUGCCCAACGGACACCCAUCGGUGCACUUGUUCAAGUUGACUCUGUCCGAGGACACCUACCUGCGUGAAUUGGAGAAAAUUGAUAUCCUUUUCCAGCAUCCGAGCGUUGAGGGAGUGUACGAGAAAAGCAUCCCUCUGAACGUGCGGGCCAUUCUGAAACUUGGAAGUAUAUGCACGUUCGAUGAAGAGCAACGUGGAGUACUAGGUGAGGGUCUGGAACGUGGAUUCGAUCUCUCCACACUAUGCCGGACCACCUCGGAGCAGCCAUACCUUCUGGAUGCCCCUCUGGCUUAUCACUACUUGUAUCACGUCACCUCGGGUGACCGGCAGAUCUUUGCGCUUUUUUCGACUACCAAAAGCGAGGCUCAUAUCGUCAUUCUGAACCGCACUCGAGACGUGCAGGGGCUUCCCAAUGUCGAUAAGAUCUACUCGGAACUCCUUAUGCGCAAGAAUCAGAACACAGCUGAGGAUCAAACUCAAAAUGCAUUUGAGUACCAAGAGAAGAUUCAUUUCAGGACGACGCAAGUGACGACGAGACGAAAGGCGUACCUGGAAGUUGGAGACCUGAUCAAAAAAUUCAGAAGCGAUGAGAAUCAGCCCACGGUCAUGGUCAUCCAAUCUCAACAAAGAAGCCGGUUGUGCCACGAUAUCCCUAUCCUGAGGGAGUACCCAGUCCUGCCGGUAAAGCCGGAGGUUUCUGAUAUGGAUCUCCCCCCUCUGGGCUGGCAAUCCUUCAUCGCCCGGCGACUUAUCACGCAUUAUCUGUACCUUUCCUCUUGGAUCCAACAUUUGACCUUGCUUGCGAGAUACGGAGAUGUCCCGCUUUGCAAUCUCGAGAGCGACGACCCCCGGUACCUCAUCGAUAUCUCGUAUGCCAGACGACUUCAGCAGAACAAUGUUGUACUUUGGUGGUCUUCCGGUCCCAGACCCGAUCAUGCCGGAUAUGAAAAGGAUGACAUUACGGGUCCUUUAGAGAAAGUGGCAAUGCCUUCUGUGAACGUACCCAGUGCUUACACCACCGUCUGCCUCGAGAUCGAGGUUCGCAAUCUUGCGAUCAACACAAUCUUGACGUCUUCUAUCAUUAGCGAGAUGGAAGGAACUGACAGUCUUCUGGCUUCAUCUGGAUCAUCGGCCGAUCCAAGUGGAUCAGGUGUUCUUUACUCGGAGAAGGCAUUUGCCUCUGCGAGUGCAGUGGUGCUACGUGAAAUGGUGAAGCAUUGGUGGACGGAGGCGUGCGAAGGGAACAGCAUGGCUGACAUCAUGGUGCAACAUUUGAUCCGAUGGGUUGAAAGUUCAUCUUCUUGCCUCUACGAUCGCUCGUUGCACCAUUAUGUCCGGAUGCUGUCUAGGAAAUCGUUUCAGCGUCUGAUGGCCGAGUUCCGACGUGUUGGCUCGAACGUUGUCUUUGCCAGUUCGACACGGCUUUUGCUCCAGACGACGAAGUCUGAGGUGGGCAAUGCCUAUGCGUACAGCCAAUACGUCCUGAAAUCGCUUCGGGCCAACCCCUCCUUCCAUUUCAUCGACCUUGAAAUCAAAGAAUACUGGGAUUACCUAGUCUGGUAUGACGAGUACAAUUACGGCGGCAAAGGAUGUCGAGAGGUGGUUGGAUCUGAUGACCAAGAACUCGAGACGGUCAUGCAUUGGCAGCUCAACCGCUUUCUUCCGACCCCAAUGCAGACGAUCUUCAACGAUUGGGUGGUGGAGUAUAUUGAAUUGAUGCACAGCCUGAAACACCCGGAGACGGAUGAUUCGUCUACGCCUCGAAUGACCCAGAUCCCCAUUGGCCGUCCAAACGAUGAGGAUAGUGAAGAGAUCUCGGCUGUUUUGGCGGAGAAGUUUUCGAAGCCCCUCAAGAAGCAGAUCUCCGGCCUCAUUCGUCGCCAACGCGAAGAAAUGCUUCAUCCCGAACUUGCGUCAGACUAUGCGUUCCCCGUUCUCCCAGGCGUCCUAGCGGAUCCUAAUAGUGACAAGCGCAACCCCGUCUUGGAGCUUGUCAAGCUGUUGAUGCAAGUUCUAAGCCUGUCUAAGACGACCACCCUCGAGAGCAGGCUCCUGCGUCGUGAGUUGCUGGCCAUGUUUGAAGUGCGAGAGUUCAGCAAGGAAGGUCGGUUCGAAAACCCGGCAGCUAGCUUGAAGCUGCCCGAAGUUACGUGCGGUGCUUGUUGCUUGAUCCGCGACCUGGAUUUGUGCCGAGACGAAGACGUCCUGCCAGACGUAGGGUCGGACACAAGCAAAGCCGUCACCAAGCCAUGGCGCUGUCCUUUCUGUCAAACAGAAUAUGACCGGCUAGCGCAAGAAGAGCUCCUUAUUGGACAGGUGCAAGGUCUUGUUGUUGGAUGGCAGACACAAGAUCUCAAAUGCUCGAAAUGUGGAGGACUGAAGAUCAGCGACUUCAUGGAACACUGCUCGUGUAGUGGCACGUGGGUUGAGACGACGAACCGCGCGGACAUUGAGAAGCGACUGCGAGUGCUCGAGAGCGUGGCCAAGUUCCAUAACCUGAAGCUGUUGGAGAGUGUAGUCGAGGGGGUCCUGCAGCAAGUGUGA